GAGGACGACAGCUCUGCUGGAUGGACUCUGAGGAGAAACACAAGCAAACAGCAGAGGACUCAGUGUGGAGAUGGGUGGGGGAAAGCAGCUGGAGCAUCAUGUAACAUCAGUUACAUUCAGCCCUGGCACAGUGGAGUUUACUGGUGUGAGUCCAGAGAGGGUCCCAUCAGUAACAUGGUUAACCUGACAGUCACUGGUGGAUCAGUGAUCCUGCAGAGUCCUGUCCUCCCUGUGAUGGAGGGAGAUGACGUCACUCUGCUCUGUAAAACAAAGACCACUCCCUCCAACCUCCCAGCUGCUUUCUAUAAAGAUGGCUCCCUCAUCAGGAAGCAGCCUACAGGUCACAUGACCAUCCAGCAUGUUUCCAGGUCUGAUGAAGGCCUCUACAAGUGUGACAUCAGCGGUCAUGGAGAGUCUCCAUCC
This is a messenger RNA of Oreochromis aureus, 423 nucleotides long. Its product is annotated as Fc receptor-like B. Gene Ontology annotation, biological process: cell surface receptor signaling pathway. The transcript has 2 exons. The annotation marks the transcript as partial. The record is from RefSeq and is a predicted model, not a curated record. Lineage: Eukaryota; Metazoa; Chordata; Actinopteri; Cichliformes; Cichlidae. Gene Ontology annotation, molecular function: transmembrane signaling receptor activity.